CAAAAUCUUGCGCCGUUACAAAGGCCAAAAUCCUGACGACAGUGGACUGACUGUUUACAUGGGGAGUGAGACUUUACUAAACGUAUUUAUCGCCCCCAGCCCACUUAUAUAAGCCCCAGGGAAGAAGGGAAGGCACAGACACACCACGAAGCUCACGACCGUUGCAUUUGGUACUGCCCCAGCAUCAUGGCGGAGGGGCAGGAGGACAUGGCGCUGGCCGACCUAGAGCCCCUGGAGCCAAGCCUGAAGAACAUCGUGGAGCAGAAGACCCUUAAGUGGGUGUUCGUGGGCGGCAAGGGCGGCGUGGGCAAGACAACAACCAGCUGUAGCCUGGCGGUGCAGCUCUCCAAGACACGGGAAUCAGUGCUCAUCAUCUCCACAGACCCGGCUCACAACAUCUCCGAUGCCUUUGACCAGAAGUUCUCCAAGGUUCCCACUAAGGUCAAGGGCUUCGAGAACCUCUUUGCCAUGGAAAUCGACCCCAAUAUCGGGUACGGUGACCUGCCAGACGAGUAUUUUGAGGGUGCCACCGACGCCAUGCGCAUGGGCCGGGACAUCAUGCAGGAGGUGUUGGGCGCCUUCCCGGGCAUAGAUGAGGCCAUGAGCUACGCCGAGGUGAUGAAACUGGUGCAAGGGAUGAACUUUAGCGUGGUGGUGUUCGAUACGGCACCGACGGGACACACGCUGCGCCUUCUCUCCUUCCCGCAGGUCAUUGAGAAGUCCCUUGGCAAGCUGCUGCGCCUCAAGAGUCACAUCAGUCCCUUCGUCAACCAGGUGGCGGGGUUGCUGGGGAUGCAGGAGUUCAACGCAGACGAGGUGUCAGGCAAGCUGGAGGGCAUCUUACCCGUUAUACAGAAGGUCAACGAACAGUUCAAAAACCCGGACCAGACCACCUUCGUAUGUGUGUGCAUCGCCGAGUUCCUGUCCCUCUAUGAAACGGAGCGGCUGGUGCAGGAGUUGACGCGCUACGGCAUCGACACGCAUAACAUCGUCGUCAAUCAGCUACUUCUCGGAUCAGCGGGAGGCAGCAAGGACUGUUCAAUGUGCUCGGCCAGACGACGCAUACAGGCGAAAUAUCUCGACCAGAUUGCCGACCUGUACGAGGACUUCCACGUGGUGCGCCUGCCAUUGCUGGAGCAUGAGGUGAGGGGGGUGGAGCAGGUCAAAGAGUUCUCAGUCAACCUCGUCAAGCCAUACGAACCCCAGUAGCCAAGCUGAUGCCUCACUGCCCUUUCUGUCUAUGCCUCUUCCUCCUCCUCCUCCUCCUUAAUUGUCAUAUAGUUAUACUGUCUUUAUGAGAGAUGAGAAUUGCCAGCCAUAGAAGCCAGGUCACCAUCCAUCACUCACUUAUUCCUCCUCCUCCUCCUCCUCUUCUAUUUAUAGGGAUUGUAUAUUUAUAUCGCUUUUGUGGGAGUUGAGGAUUGUCAACCAUAGAAUCCAGGGCACCAUCCACCACUGUCCUCCUCCUUCUCCUCCUGCUCCUCCUCUUCUUCCAGCUUUAGGGAUCAUAUAUUUAUACCAUUUUUAUAGGAGAUGAGAAUUGCCAACCACAGAAGCUAAAUUAUCGUCCACCAAGUCUGGGAAGUGACGAACGAACAGAGACUAGAGCGGUUUGUUUACGAGGUUGGUGAUAGACUGGCAUUGUGUCUAUAGUCAUGUGCUGUUUGUUGUCUUUGUAUAUAAUAAUGGGGCGACUUUGCCAUCCACCCACAUGUAAAAUGGAAAAGAAUAUAUUUGUUACUUGUAUGGUUGAGGAAGGCACUUUUAUACCUGUGUCUGUACCUUUGGCCUCGACACCUUCGCGUUCCCUUCCCCUUCCCACAGAGGCACCCUCAUUUGAAAAGGGAGAAGGUCAUAGGAUCUUUUUAUAAGGUGAGAGAUUGUAAUAUGUCUGUUACUUGUAAGGCAAAAUAGACUGUUAAUCUUUCUAUCUGGUUUUGUGCCUUGUCCUUUCAGUGGGAAGCUCGUAAGAUCGUUUUUAAGCUGAGAGAAUAUGUCAGUGAAGUUGAAUGUUAAUUUUUCUGUCUAUCUUGGCUGCUAGGUGUUGUUCCCUUUCACAUAUGUAUAAUGAAAGGUCGUAAGAUCAUUUUUAAGCCAAGGGAACAUUCCAGUGAAGCUGAACAUUAAUCUUUUCGUCUGUUAUAAUAUCUCAUCCUUGAAUAUUGGCUUCUUGAUGUUGUUUCCAUUCAUAAAGAGAAGGAAGCUCACACGUUCUUUUAUAAGGCGAGAAAGUAUGACUGUUGCGUGGGUUACGGUUACGAGGGUUUCAGUCAGUGGUUGAGUGUCCUUCCAAGUUUUCCAUAACCAAGUGCAGAGUAGUGGGUUGUCUAUAUAAGGUGCACUCAACUAACAAAAACCCCCAUGUGAGUUGGACCUGUAGAUUCUCAGGGUCAUAUUCUUUGACAUUUUUGAGCCCAAGCACAUACAUUUGAUAAUGCUUUUGUAGGAGUUUUGGGUAUUUCCAGGGGUAGUUUAGUGAUCCUGGUGGUAGUGUGACCAUUCUUCUGUACCAUGAACCUAAAAUAACACUCAUGAGAACUCCGUCUCCAUUUUGGCCUUUGGAAAUAGUUGAGGUGAUGGGUGGAAGCGUCUGAAAAUACCAACCAUAGACAUUUUAAUUGGGGCUUAUACACCCACAUUUGGUAAGACAUAGAUAGAGGAGGUUAUUAGAGGUAUUAGUAGUAUUUCCAGGGGUAGUUUUAUGAGCAUGGUGACAGAUUGAUGAGGCUUCUUCUUCUUCUUCUUUUUUUAACAGCAAAGGAGACAGUUCAAGGGCGUAAAGAAAAAUAUUUAAAAAAAAAAAGCCCGCUAUUCACUGCUCCGGAAUAGAGGUCAAAGGAGUAUCCAAAAAGAGAGGUCAAUUUCUGCACCGUGAACCUAAAAGAACAUUCAUGAGGACUCAAUUGAUCUCCUUUUUGGUCUUUGGAAAUAGUUGAGGUGAUGGGUGGAAGUGUCUGAAAACACCCACACUUGGUAAGGCUUCGGUAGAGGAGGCUGUGUUUCCAUAGGUAGUUUUAUGAGCCUGGUGACAGUUUGACGAGACUUCUGCACCAUGAAUGUGAAGAAACACUCAUGAGAACCUGACUUAUCUUUUUUGUGCCCUUGGGAGAUCGUGUCUGUGAGAGCUGCAAGCAUUUAAGAACAAGCCAUAGCACCAGAUAUUAUUAGAUACUUUGUUAUACUUCUAGUGAGAGACAAUGGGCCAGUUUCACAGUUCCUCAUGAUGGGUUAGUAAGCUCCCAAACCAAUACCAGAGCCUUCAAAAUUUCCUUGUUUAGUGUCUGUUGUUUAUAUUUAAGUACACAAAUUUGAUGAAACUAUACUAGAAAAGUCUUGUGUAUUUAGUGUGGCAUCAAAGACCUCCCCAUUUUGGAUUGUAUGGGAUUCUAUAGUUUGGUUCGGGCUGUUACGAAGACACUGUUGGACUGUGAAAUCGGCUCAAUAUAUAGACUUUGAGUGGGAGAGUGUGCGAGAAAAAAUAAAAAUGUUAACGGUG
This is a messenger RNA of Eriocheir sinensis (Chinese mitten crab), 3496 nucleotides long. Its product is annotated as ATPase ASNA1 homolog. Lineage: Eukaryota; Metazoa; Arthropoda; Malacostraca; Decapoda; Varunidae. The record is from RefSeq and is a predicted model, not a curated record. Gene Ontology annotation, cellular component: GET complex. Bases 187 to 1209 code for a protein of 340 amino acids. The transcript is spliced from 9 exons. Gene Ontology annotation, molecular function: ATP binding; ATP hydrolysis activity. Gene Ontology annotation, biological process: post-translational protein targeting to endoplasmic reticulum membrane.